Molecule: messenger RNA, 1011 nt
Organism: Indicator indicator
Lineage: Eukaryota; Metazoa; Chordata; Aves; Piciformes; Indicatoridae
Exons: 1
Coding region: 1-1011 (336 amino acids)
Source: RefSeq, a predicted model, not a curated record
AUGGUGUGUGGGGGUGGCGGGCAUGGGUGGGGACGGGGGCUAGGGAACUCUCGGAACAGGCUCAACGCGCGCCGAACGGACGCGUACGGGCGACGGCGCGACGCGCUGGGAUGGAAGAGGGGCGAGGGCGACUGGGGCUCGGGACGACGGGUGGGUGAACGGGCGACGGGACGUGCUACUGCGGUACUCACGACGGGGGGGGGGGGACGAACGGGGGUGCGGGGACGGAGGCUGGAGGGGACGACGGGGGGGUCGGGCGUGCGGGCACGGUACGCAGGGGCUCCGCACGCUCGACGACGACGUCGCACUGGGGGCGGGACGGCGGGCACGACGGGUACGGCGCGCUACGCCUGGGGCAGGGGGCGUGGACGGCGGCGGUACGGGGGGACGCGGUACGCGCUGGUACGCAACGUACGGCGCGACGCACGACGGGGCGGUUCACGCGCCGCUAGGCGCCGCUACGUACGGCCACGGGUCGGGGGGGCACGACGGGAGGCGGACGAGGGGGACGCUACGGACGGGACGGAGACGGCGCGGGUCGCUUGGGUGGCUACGACGGGUACUGCGGGGGGACGCUGUGGGAGGGACGUAGCACGGCGGGAGGGGGCACGGGGGGGGGGGCUGCGACGGCGGGGCGGGGGUGGGGGUACGUACGGGGGGGCCGCUACUGCACGUACGACGCUGCGGGGCGAACGGACGGAACGGGGGGGGGGGGGCGAGGACGGGACGCUUUACGACGGGCGGAGGGAACCCGAACCGGGAUGGGCGGGGGGGGGGUACGGGCGGUCGGACGGGACGGACGGCGGGGUACGGGGGGGGGGUGCGGGGGCGGCGGCUGCUGGGGGACUACGGGGGGGCUGGGGCGACGGGGGGCGCGCCGGGACGGACGGGUGCAGGGGGGGGACGGCUGUGACGACGGGCUACGUCUGCUACUGUGCGGGGGCUACGCGGGGGGUACGGCGGGAGCAAGGGGCCAGCGUACGCGUACGACACGACGGGGGGGACGCUUAG